Fukomys damarensis (Damara mole-rat) is the source of this 1496-nucleotide messenger RNA. It is a transcript of the gene Eef1a2, whose product is annotated as eukaryotic translation elongation factor 1 alpha 2. The transcript has 8 exons. The coding region runs from base 102 to 1496 and encodes 464 amino acids. Gene Ontology annotation, biological process: translation; translational elongation. NCBI's taxonomy places the organism in Eukaryota, Metazoa, Chordata, Mammalia, Rodentia, Bathyergidae. The record is from RefSeq and is a predicted model, not a curated record. Gene Ontology annotation, molecular function: translation elongation factor activity; GTP binding; GTPase activity.
UCCUCACUCAUCUCCCCCAUCACUGGCCCCACAGAAUCCCUGCUCAGCACCCCCCACCCCAAGCCAGAGCCCCCGUGCCAGCCUCCCCCCACCUGGGCAGAAUGGGCAAGGAGAAGACUCACAUCAACAUUGUGGUCAUCGGCCACGUGGACUCAGGCAAGUCCACCACAACGGGUCACCUCAUCUACAAAUGUGGGGGCAUCGACAAGAGGACUAUUGAGAAGUUUGAGAAGGAGGCGGCUGAGAUGGGAAAGGGCUCCUUCAAGUACGCCUGGGUGCUGGACAAGCUGAAGGCGGAGCGGGAGCGGGGCAUCACCAUUGACAUUUCCCUCUGGAAGUUCGAGACCACCAAAUACUACAUCACUAUCAUCGAUGCCCCGGGCCACCGAGACUUCAUCAAGAACAUGAUCACCGGCACAUCCCAGGCGGACUGUGCGGUGCUGAUCGUGGCAGCAGGUGUGGGUGAAUUUGAGGCUGGCAUCUCUAAGAAUGGGCAGACCCGGGAGCACGCGCUGCUGGCCUACACCCUGGGAGUGAAGCAGCUCAUUGUGGGUGUCAACAAGAUGGACUCCACAGAGCCAGCCUACAGCGAGAAGCGUUAUGAUGAGAUCGUCAAGGAGGUCAGCGCCUACAUCAAGAAGAUUGGCUACAACCCAGCUACAGUGCCCUUUGUGCCCAUCUCAGGCUGGCAUGGGGACAACAUGCUGGAGCCCUCGCCCAACAUGCCAUGGUUCAAGGGCUGGAAGGUAGAACGCAAGGAAGGGAAUGCGAGUGGCGUGUCCCUGCUAGAGGCCUUGGAUACCAUCCUGCCCCCCACCCGCCCCACGGACAAGCCCCUGCGUCUGCCUUUGCAGGAUGUGUAUAAGAUCGGCGGUAUUGGCACUGUGCCCGUGGGCCGAGUGGAGACGGGCAUCCUUAGGCCGGGCAUGGUGGUUACUUUUGCACCGGUAAACAUUACCACGGAGGUGAAGUCGGUGGAAAUGCAUCACGAGGCGCUCAGCGAGGCCCUGCCUGGUGACAACGUUGGCUUCAACGUCAAGAACGUGUCCGUCAAGGAUAUCCGCCGGGGCAACGUGUGUGGGGAUAGCAAGUCUGAUCCGCCUCAGGAGGCUGCCCAGUUCACCUCCCAGGUCAUCAUUCUGAACCACCCUGGGCAGAUCAGCGCUGGCUACUCGCCAGUCAUUGACUGCCACACGGCCCACAUUGCCUGUAAGUUUGCUGAACUGAAGGAGAAGAUCGACCGGCGCUCUGGCAAGAAGCUGGAGGACAACCCCAAGUCCCUGAAGUCCGGUGAUGCAGCCAUAGUAGAGAUGGUGCCCGGGAAGCCCAUGUGUGUGGAGAGCUUCUCACAGUACCCACCUCUUGGCCGCUUUGCGGUGCGCGACAUGCGGCUCUACGUCAGCGACUGGAUGCUCGCCAUCAAGGUCCAGUGGAAGUUCUUCAAGAGGAAAAGCGCCCCCGCCCCAGGCUUCCGCGCCCGCGUCCGUCCCGCUUAG